GUUAGUAUAGUUUGAAUCUGUCAGUGCUAGUCUUUGGGCAAAAUUUGUUUUCAAAAUAUUCACUCGAUUGGGUGAACUCUUGGCUAGUGCCGCGCAAUGUCAGGCAAGUGCCAUUGCUCUGGGCCAACGUGUGGCGGGUCUGGCUCGCUACAGAAUCGGCAGGGAUCGCAGUCCUCGCCCUGUCCAUGCAGGAAGUGCAAGGAGAAGGCGAAGGCGCUGCUGCUAAGUAAGGGCUCGAAUCAAGCGGCCCAAUGCAGCAUUUGUAGAGUCCAUGACAUGCAAUUGUUUAGCAACGAAUGGUCAGUGGAUUCAGCAUCGCAUGCGGGGAGUAACCAAAGCGACUGCCACUGUGGUGAGCACAACUAUGGGAUGGGCCACGGCCACCAGUCCGACUAUUGGGAAUAUAAGCAGCCCGGCUCGAGCCAUGGAGGUCUGCCCGCUGUCGCAUUUGGCGGCAUGGAUUACAGUCGCAAGUCGAGCGUGACCGAGGGCACGCCCCGUGUGGACAUCCCGAAGAGAUCCGGUUGCAGCAUCAACCUCCCAUUUGUCAAUGUGGACCCAAGCCUAAUGCACGGACGCGACACAUUCGGCCUGCCCAUUCAUCUGCAGGGAAACGAGGGCCUGCUAAAUGCCAGCGGUCGCACCGUCUGCAUAGAUCAUACCUACUGCAACGAAAACUGCGGACUCAACAACGAUUGUGCCAUGUCCUGCAAGCACUCCCGCAAGGACAUCUCCAAGGGCGUGCAUGUGUGCGACAAUGAGUAUGUCAAUGCGGCUGUGACCUUCCUGAUUGAAAUGCUGGGCAUACUGGUCUUCUUUGCUAUCUGCACGUUCACAUUUUGGAUAACCCUGGGCUACUACAUCGUUCAGCUGGUGGUGGAUCUGAUUAACGCCGAUCGCAACGUGCACGUGGCCAUGGGCACUGUGUUCGUGCUGCUGGUAUUUGCAUUUGCCAUAACGGUGUUCACCCACAGCCACGGAUGCUGCCAUGCCAAGGCGAGCGAUGCCAUCAUGAAGGGCGGCCCAUCGACCAGCUGCAAGCCGUCGCUGCUCCCCAAGAAACGAGCUCUCAGCAAAUGUAGGCCAACCACUCUGCCGAAACCGCAUCCUCAUCCGCCGCAUGCGAAGCCAAAGACCCCGUGCUGCGCCCAGUCCAACAAAAAGUCCACCUGCAGCCGAUCGUUCAAGCAGAGAUAUUCCGAUUGCCAGGGCCGCAAGAUCUUCGACCGAUCCCGCCGGAGUGCCAUCCUAACCGAAAUGAAGCAGCCGCCCACGUGGCUCAUCUGGCUGCGCGAGAGCGUCAACGGGUUCUUCUGUCGACGCUGACGGACUAACCAUUCACCGCUUCCAAAUUGAACGUGUCAAAUUCAGAACCUAACCACAAACAAUAUGAAUCAAGCCAAUACAGCAGAAAACAAUCACAAAAUUGUGUUUAUAAUUGCCUAACCGAAA
Molecule: messenger RNA, 1452 nt
Organism: Drosophila arizonae
Lineage: Eukaryota; Metazoa; Arthropoda; Insecta; Diptera; Drosophilidae
Source: RefSeq, a predicted model, not a curated record